Plasmodium cynomolgi strain B is the source of this 1806-nucleotide messenger RNA. RefSeq names its product 50S ribosomal protein L15. Gene Ontology annotation, molecular function: structural constituent of ribosome. The transcript has a single exon. The record is from RefSeq and is a predicted model, not a curated record. The coding region runs from base 1 to 1806 and encodes 601 amino acids. Gene Ontology annotation, cellular component: mitochondrial large ribosomal subunit. Gene Ontology annotation, biological process: translation. Lineage: Eukaryota; Apicomplexa; Aconoidasida; Haemosporida; Plasmodiidae.
AUGAGGUGCCCAGUUUUUUUGCUGCUGCUGUGCACGACGCUUGUAAGAGGAUUCGUCAUCAGCGACCACAAAGGGGGCCCCCUGAGCGCGACGCAGAAAAGCCCGCUGAGCGAGCGAAGACACAAAGGGAUCGUUCCAGGGAGAAAGAAAAGGCACCUGAACCUGAACCUUUUCAAAGAAGAGGAGGUGGAGGAGAAGUACAACAUGAUCGACACGAUUAACAGUCUCUUGGGGAAGGUGAAGCGGCAGUUUAACAUAGACUUCGAUGUGGAGGAGGAAAAGCAGGCUCGGACUAGGAGGCAGGAGAGCACCAGCGAGGGAAGCGGAAGCAGCGGAGAGGGAAGCACCAGCGAGGGAAGCGCCAUCGAGGGAAGCACCAGCGAGGAGCAUGGCUUGGAUGCAAAAGGUGACCCAACUAAGCAGCUGCACCGACGAGAUCAAAACGAACUGAGAGGAAUCUUCGGCACAAUGAUGGAUGGGAGUUUCAAAAUAGGAAGAGCCAACACCAUGUUUAAAGAACUGAAGGAGGAAAAAAAACUGGUGGACAAAAAAUACAAGGAGCUAAUUAAUAGGAAGAUUUCCCUGAGGCAUAAACAAUUCAAGCAGCUAGAGGAGGACAUAAAAAACGGCAUCUUUAAAUCGCCUUACAAUGAAGAACAGAAGAAGUUCCUGCAAAACGUGGUCAAGGAACAGGAGGAAGCCAUAGAACCCAUAAUUAAAGAAAUCGAAAAGGUAGAAAAAAACCAAUACUUAGUGUAUGACGAAAAGAAUGAACAGCUAGUCAAACUGAGGGAAGAAAUCCAAAAAAAAAUUAACCAAGUAAAAGUCAAGUACCAAGAAGAAGCCAUCAAAUUGGGUAUUAAAAAAAUUAUGGAUGAUUUACAUGAACAGACAAAAACCCCUCUGGUUUGGGAUUUAACUCAGAUGGAUUGGCCCAGGGCCAUCUACCCUUUGAUUAACGAUAUGAAGUUGAAAGCGGAUGUCUACUGGGAGUCAACUGUUGUUGGAGGGAACAGAGAACAGAAUGAGUACUUUAUCACGCCUUUUAAUAUACCCUCUAUGGAGGACAAGAAGAGGAGACGGAAGGGGAGAGGAGUAGGAAGUAAAAGGGGAGGAUCAUCCGGAAGAGGAAUGAAAGGACAAAAAAGUAGAAGUGGAGGGUCCAUCCCAUUAGGCUUUGAAGGGGGUCAAACACCACUUUAUAGAAAAUUGCCUAAAUUUGUUGCUGCCCCAAUGGGACCAGGUUACCACUUCAACCGGUAUGACUACGAAUUAAUUCCACUCAACUUAAUUAACUUGGCCUACACAAGAAGUGGACAGAAGAAGUACCUCGAAAUUGACUGGAAUGUGAUAGACAAAAUGGGACUGAGGAUAGGAAAGUACAAACGGAAACACCCCAUUAAGGUGGUCGGGUGUAAUUUGAAGAAGUACAAAAUGAAACACGGCUUCGACUUUGAGUUUUACGCGAAAUAUGUCAUCGUGAAGGCGCACUCCUUUACAGUUAAGGCCGCGCGUGAAAUUAUUAGGCUCGGGGGGAGGUGCCUCUUGCUGAAGAAGAACACGCAAGACAUUGUGUACGCAGAGUACAACCCCGACGAUGAGAACUUGAACAGGAUUCCGCGUCGAAUUGUCUUCUCUGGGAAGCCCUCCAAGUAUGAGCGGAAGCUGCACUGGUUGCGGCGGGUGAAGAUGGAGGAGCAGCGCCGCGCGGAGGGAGCAGCGGGAGAAGUGGGAGAAGCGGGCGAAGUGGGAGAAGCGAGCGAAGUGGGCGACGUGGGCGAUGUAGACGAAGUGGACGAAGCAUAA